AUGGCCGAGCCGGUCUCCAGCAUAAUUACCAUCGCAACGGUUGGGCUGGCCCUCGUCCGAGCAUGCAAGAACUAUAUCGAAGCGGUGCGGGAAAUCGACGACUUGGUCGACCGACUCCUCGAAAGAAUAACAGAGUUGCAUGGAGUUGUACGCCUACUCAACUCGAAGUACCAUCAAGCUGAGCCCGAUGGCAAUAGCGAGCCGUCAAUCUUGGUGCGUGAGAAGAUCGCGCUAUGUCGCGAUCGUCUUAGAGAGAUCAAACGCAAGAUAGCGGAUUUGGGACUUCAAAGCAAAAGUGCGGAGACCUUUCUCGACAAGGCCUCUGUGAAACGAAGAAUGGACGCAGUAGCCAAGGAUAUCGAAUUCGCGGUAGAUGACAUUCGACGAUACCUCGGAGAUAUCGUCCUUGUCACCGGAGCCUGCUCAUAUCUUGAAGUCAGCUCCUAUAUUCGCCGCGUUUCCGAGAGCUCAGUACCACAACCCAUAGCGUAUGACAGCAAAGAGUAUCGGCCAGCUCAAGAUGACCUCGUCUCGCUUGAUCGAUGGUUCUCAAAUACGGACACUAUCUCAGAUCCAGCACACCUCCGCAGAGCGUCCAAUCCGACAUCACCACCGCGUUUCUCUGUCUCCUGGUCCUCUUCGAGCGCUCUUCUUACACAAUCCGACGACGACGAAAGCAUUCUUUCUAAACAAACCUUCGGCAUCUCAAAGCCAGAGGAAGACUGGAAAGUCUUCCACCGCAAAGUGGUGCAGUGCAAAGAUGACCCCGCCCUCGUCGCAGAAAUUCAUUCGAUGUUGGAACAGCACCCAGAGCCUGCCACCCUCGUAAACAUUCUGGGGGACCAUCAACGCGCUCCCCUUCACCUCGCAGCGCAGCGUGGCUAUGUCAAUCUAGCUCGCAUUCUCCUCGUAUUCGGCGCCGAUAUUAACGCCAAAGACACCGAGCCUGCUUCCGUGUUAGAUCAUGCCGUCGCACACAAUCAAGUAGACUUCAUCACAAUCAUAUUGGAUAUGGGUGCCGACGAGUCAGCAAUACUGGAACGGAACAGGAAUCAAUUGGAGCAUAAAAAGGCUGUCAUUGCGCUUAGAAAGGCGCGGCAGCAAAAUCCAACCACGGAGAAGGCCCGAAAAUUUAGCUGGAGUCUUGCAAGAAUACGCUCAAGCUGA
Molecule: messenger RNA, 1167 nt
Organism: Alternaria ethzedia
Lineage: Eukaryota; Fungi; Ascomycota; Dothideomycetes; Pleosporales; Pleosporaceae
Exons: 3
Coding region: 1-1167 (388 amino acids)
Molecular function (GO): protein binding
Source: RefSeq, a predicted model, not a curated record